This is a messenger RNA of Paramecium sonneborni, 499 nucleotides long. The record is from the annotation of a GenBank genome assembly. NCBI's taxonomy places the organism in Eukaryota, Ciliophora, Oligohymenophorea, Peniculida, Parameciidae.
AUUUUUUGAUGAAUUGUGUUUAAAUAAACAACAGCUAAGAAUGGCAUGAACACGUCAUGAGUAAUUAAAAGCCAGUUGUUGUUAGUUUUUUUGCUGAAUGGUAUGAAAAUUAUAAUGAAUCAAAUAUAGGUGUGCUCCAUGUCAUAAGUUGAAUCCUUAAUUAAUUUAAGAAGCUGAGAAGAACUUAGAAAAAUGGUAACUUUGCUUGGUUAAUGUUGAUAAUGAGGAACUCUAUGAUGUCGUAUAAUAAAUAGCGGUAUUGCUUAAUAUUUAUUUAAUUUAGAAGGCUUAAAUUCCAUCUGUUCAUUUACUAAAUAGAGGAACUUCUAUUGACUCUAUGACUGGAUAUAGUGAAAGAAAAACUAAAUCUUUUAUAGAUAAGGUUUGCAGUUGAUUUUAAUUACUUGUUUAAACAUGUCUUUUAUAAAAUUAUUAAUCAAUUAGAAAGACGCAUUUGACCAUUUAAUUAUCACAAUAAAACCUUUUCUUUUAGGUAACG